Anguilla anguilla (European eel) is the source of this 5080-nucleotide messenger RNA. RefSeq names its product forkhead-associated (FHA) phosphopeptide binding domain 1 (gene fhad1). The transcript has 29 exons. Gene Ontology annotation, molecular function: protein binding. Lineage: Eukaryota; Metazoa; Chordata; Actinopteri; Anguilliformes; Anguillidae. Bases 134 to 4069 code for a protein of 1311 amino acids. The record is from RefSeq and is a predicted model, not a curated record.
GACACUAAAAGGCGGAGUUUGGUUACCAUGGCGCUGAUAUACAAUUCCGACAAGGACUGGAUACCCAUAAGAGAAAGCACUAGAAAAUAAAGACGAAAUAACGACCGAAAGGCACAUUCUGUUGGCUUCGGUCAUGAGGGGUUAUCUAAAAACGCUAGGAUGGGUGUUCAAACUCCAGCCAAAAACAACAGUGGGAAGGCACGAGGAUUCUGACCUCUGUUUGCAGAACGGCGGCGUGGAGGAGCGCCAUGCCCUGAUAGAGCUGAGCGAAGCGGAACGCUGCUUUGUGCUGCGCGAUCUGAACUCCACCCACGGCACCUUCGUUAAUGAGUGUCGCAUCCACAACGCUGCUGUGCGCCUUUCUCCAGGCGACGAGCUCCACUUUGGAUUUGGCGGGCCCACUUACCAGCUGGCGGUGGACAGCUCUUCCCCUCUGUCAUGCCCCCCUGUGAACCAACGGUUGGCCUGGCAGAGCCCGCUCCAGCUGAUCGAGGGCUCCAGUUCAGCACCUUCCUCCUCCAGCCCUCUUUCCCAGCUCCCCGUCUUGCCUGGCCAUCCCUCCACCCACUCCUCCUGGGUGCAGGGAGGUCCCGCUGCAACCCCUCACCCCCCAAGCCGGGCCCGUCCUGCCAGCGCGGGAACCAAAAGAUCAGGCUCGGGCCACUCCACUGACCAUGGGGUCCUCUCACACAGGACAGGAAGUUGUAACGGGAAGAGGAAUUCCGGAACAGUGCAUUCCCUUGGGAACGCCGUGACAGCGCAGAGCUCUCAAACUCUCUCUCACCUGCUGCAGGAGAAGGAGGAGAGGCUGCUGAGGCUGGGGGACGAGGUCAGCCGGCUGUCGGUGUUCGAGGGGGAGUCGCGGCGGAAGGACGGGGUGAUCGCGGGACUCCGGGACGAGGUCUCCGCCCUCCGGCACCAGCUGACGCAGAACCGGGCCGACCCGGAGGUCCGGAACAAGCUGCGGGACCUGGAGAGGGACAUCGGCGACAAGAAGGAGCAGAUUGAGCAACUGAAGGCGCAGAUGCUGCAGCUGCAGAGGGGCUCGAGUGAGGUGUUCAGUCAUUCGCUGACUGAGCGGGAUCUGAAGAUCAGCAGUCUGAGGAAUCAGGUGGAGAAACUGAAGAACGACAACAACAUGUCUUCAGGGCUGGUGACCAGCCUGCAGAGGGACCUGUCCUCCCGGGAAAAGCAGUCCCAAAAGCUGGCAGCUGAGGUGGACCGGCUGAGGCAGGACAUCCGGCACAAAGAUGCACAGCUGGGGUCCUUAUCUGUCAAGUUUUCCAGGGUGAGGGAGAACCAGAGCCAUCAGGAAGAGCUGCGGGCACAGGACAAUGAGGCCGCCUCCCUCAGGAAGCGGGUGGAGAAGCUGGAGCAGACUCUGACAGAGCGGAGGACGGAACUGCAGCGUCUGGCCUCAGACCGUGAUUCGCUGAAGAGCAAACUGGAGGCGGAGCAGCAGAGGUGGGCCUCGGUACAGGCGGAGGCAGACUCAGGCAGGCAGCAGCUGCAGGACUCCCGGCAGCGUGAGCAGAGGAGCAGAGUGGAGUUGGAGCGUGUCCAGGCUCGGCUGGAGCGCCUCCGCAGCAAGAUCAUCCAGACCGCCUACUCCGCCCCCGAGGUCUCCACCCCGCAGGACGCCGUGUCAGACCAGCAGGUGAUAGAGCAGGUUACAGAGAUGGCCGAGGAGAAGGAGGGGCUGGAGACCAGGGUCCAAGAGCUGGAGGAGCAGCAGAAGGAGAUCUCUGAGGAGAGGGAGGAGCUGAGGGCCCGGGUGCAGGAGCUGGAGGAGCGGUUUGCGGGACACACCGAGGAGCAGGACAGGAUUGUUGAGGAGGCGCAGGGAUUUAGGAGUGCCCUGGAGGAGUGUCAGUCUCGCCUGCAGGAGGCGCUGUCCGUGCCCGCUUUGCAGAGGGAAAUCUCUGCCCUGCAGGACCAGUUUGUGCCCCCGUCCCUGGCCUGGGUACAGUCUGCAGUCCUCUCCGUGCUGGCUGCCCAGCUCUCACAGGUACAGGAAGUGGGCCACGCCCUGCGGGAUGCUGGGAUAGAGGAUUCGGACACUGCUGAAGGAGCCCCCGCAGGUAUCAGAGCUCUGUGGCACGAGAGUCAGGAGCGAGAGGCGGAGCUUAGAGCCCUGCAGGUGGAGCUGCAGGAGGUGCGUGGGGGUCGGGACGUCCUGAUACAGAGCCAGGAGGAGCAGUCCAGACAGCUGCAGGACCAGCUCAGCACCCUGAGAGAGGAGCUGGAACAACUGAGACAGCUGGCUCAGAAUGCCCAGAGUGAGGAAGACGAGGGUCUAAAACUUCAGCUGGAGGAGAUGAGGAAGGAGCUGGAGUCAGUCCGUGGCAUGGAGACCUCCCUGCGUGAGGAGGCCCGGGCGAAGGAGGCGGAGCUCCAUUCGAUGGUGGAGGAGGCGAAGCAGAAGGGGGCGGAGCUAGAGAGGGAGUGUUACCGGGUGCGAGAGGCGGAGUACCGGGAGCAGGUCCGCCAGCACGCCCACACCAUCGUGGACAUGGACCAGAGGCUGACCAGAGCGAUACAGCGUGUGAGGGACACUGAGGAGGAGAGGGACAGCCUGAGGGAGCAGCUGACUGACUUGGAGAAGAAGCUGGAGAACAGAGAUCCUGACCCCAGCCCUGUCCCCAGCCCUGACCCCACCCCAACCCCACCUACACCAGGCAAGGCUCCGGGGGCAGUGGCCCUGGAGGAGACGGUCACCCUGCUCAGGGCCGCGCUGGCCGAGGCUCGUCAGGAGGCGGUUGCCCAGGGAGACGUCAUCGCCGCACUGAGCCGUGACCUGGCGGCGGCCAACGCCAGGAUGUCGGAUGUGACAGGGGAGCUGAGCGAGCAGCGCAAAGUGGAGCUGGAGCAGCACCGGGCCCUGGUGGUGGAUCAGAGGGUCAAACUGAGCACGCUCACAGAGAAGCUGGCCCAGAUGUCACAACUUGUAGACAGGAAAGGGGAGGAGCUUCAGAGCGUGAGGGAGGAGCUCAGGCAGUGUCAGGAGGAGCUGGAGAGGCGGGUCCAGACUGAGAAGGAGCUGAAAGAGAAGAUGGACAGCAGCACUGCCUUGGUCCCGACCCCAGCACUCACUAAGGAUGUGGCCGCCAUGGCUGCCGCCGCCGAGCUGGCGGAGCAGGGGUCAAAGUGCAGAGGUCACCGGCACGAGGAGGUGAUCCAGCGGCAGCAGGAGGCGCUGGCGGAGCUGAGGUCUCGGGCCAAAGCCCUGGAGCAGGCCGUGCCCAUGAUGUCCUCUCCAGAGCUGUGCAUCCAGCAGGUGGCGCUGAUGAGAAGGGAGCUGAGCGAGCUCAGGGCUCAGAAGGCCGCGUUGUACAGAGGAGCCGCGGACUCUAUGACGCUGAACUCUCUUCCUGGAAGUCUGUCUGAGGAAAUGCUGGAGCGCACGGCCAGGCUGGACGUGUCAGAGGCCCUGGAGCUCAGCGAGCGAACGUACCUGGAGCUGGCCCGGGUCCUGAGCGAAGCCCUGGAGCUGAGUGAUGGGCAGCUGUCAGGCACCGCCUCCCUGAAGCACCUCCCUCGGGACGAGCGGGAGAGGCUGGGCUCCCUCAGGCAGAGGGACCUGGAGCUGCUGCGUACGCGCCUGAGCCUGCUGCACAGCCAGGCCCAGCGCAGGGAGGAGCUCCUGCAGGAGUACCACAGGGACAUGGGCACCCUGAGGGACAGCCAGGCGACCGGCCAGCAGCUGCAGGCCAGGCUGGACAGCCUGAGGGCAGAGCUGCAGACGGAGUGCCAGGAAAGCUCCCUGCUUCGCGAGGCCCUCCAGCGCGCACAGGCCCGACUGGAGCAGGAGAUUGGCCUGAACCGCGCCCUCAAGGAGCGCAAGGGCCUGAGUGUGGAGAGGCUGGAGAAGAGGAUCACGAGGACCCCCUCCCACAGCUGUGUGCAGGAGGACGUCAGGGACAAGGCUGCAUCCAGGAAGGCCAACCUGCAGGAGAAGCUGAAGAAGAGGGAGUAUGAAAUCGAGGUGCUGAAGAAGCAGCUGAGGAACAGCGCCUCCGGCAGGCCGGCAAGUGCACAGCGGGCGUCUCUAGUGCCCGAGGCCCACUGACGCUUCAGCCCAGCCGAACUGAGAAACGGGGACUGGGGUGCACGCGGGCGUGAGGCCAACAGAGCAAGGCAAGUGCGUAGAACUGUGAGCAGCCCUGUGCGCCAUUCACUGGAGCAGGAGCUAGAGAGCUAUGAGCAACCCUAUGCCCCGUUCACUGAAGCAGGAGCUAGAGCUGUGUCUGACCCUAUACCCCAUUCACUGGAGUAGACCCUAUUCCCCGUUCACUGGAGCAGGGGCUGGAGCUGUGUCUGACCCUAUACCACAUUCACUGGAGCAGGGGCUAGAGCUGUGACUGACCCUAUACCGCUUUCACUGGAGUAGACCCUAUGCCCCAUUCACUGGAGCCGGUCCAAUUACACAUGUAAUCUCAAUGUGAUUUCCCUUUACAGCAUCACUGUACAGCGUCUCAGUGCUAUGGGCUCAUUGCAGAUUUUCAUUUUGCUGCCCCACAUUCUCGUGCGUCAUGUAAGACGGAGGUGUCCGUGUUGCAGUCAGAGAGCGGUCCCGCUAUGAAAGGAGUUUGAGUAUUCAUCAUCACCCUCACCUUGUGCCAAGGUCUUUUUAAAUGGAACCUGCGUCACAGGCUCAGGCUCAGUCAGGCUCUUUUCUUUUUCCCUCUCUCUCCUGCUCAGUUUCUUAUGCUCCAGAGCCCUGGCCAAUGAGCUGCAGUCAUUGUGCGUUCUUUAUGACAUCAUCAUAUGAAAGCCCAAAAUGGCUCGCCUGCAUUGAAACGCGUUUGUUGUGUCAGUUUUUGGCAGCGCUUGAUUGGAGCGUUCCUCUCCCAUCUCUCCGCUGCUGGUUGCUCUUUCCUGCCAAAUCCUCCGCUUUCAGCCAGGGCUACCCGUGAGAAUCUCGCACUUAUAUAAGCACUAAUAACGGGGAGAACAGCGGUAAAUUGGUCCUGGAUCUAUUCUGCCUGAUAGAAGGAGAUAAAAGGAGACCGUGCAGUGUGCAUCAGAGCGCACACACACACACCCCCCCUCCCUCCUGGGUUCUCUGCAGUCAUGUGAC